AUGUCGGAUUCUGAAUCAGAUAAUGAACUUCAACUAUCAGCUCAUGCUCUUGCUGCAUUGCAGGAGUUCAAGAGUGAGGAGCAGAAGCGGGAGGAAGAGUUCCAAAGGCUGCUAAAUAAGGCCGAUGAAGACUUCGAAAGAAAGAAAAGAGAGGAAGGUAUGCGUCUCUUCAAAGAAGACUGGCAACUUUCCCAGUUUUGGUAUGACGAAGCAACUGCUGAUCUACUUGCAGAUGCAUUGUUAGACGGUGCUGAUGAAGACACUGUCAUUGCCAUUGUCAGUGCGCCAUCUGUGUACGCUGCUAUUUUGAGGAAACCGGAGUCCGAAAUUCCAACGAAGCAUAUCUACUUGUUUGAGUACGACAAAAGAUUUGCCUUAUUAGCAGGUGAGGACCACUUUUAUUACUAUGACUUUGCACAUCCUUUAGAUAUCGAUGAAAAGUUGCUUGGAAAGAUUAACAGAUUGCUCAUCGAUCCACCAUUUUUGAACGAACAUUGUCAAACCAACUUUUCGAUCACUGCUAAGGCGCUUCUCGCUCCAAACAAUGGUGAAAAGACUUCGAAGGGUGUUGAAAAGCACAGAAUCAUUACUAGUACCGGGGAAAGAAUGAGAGAUAUAGUGGCUAAGAUUUAUCCUGGGACCAAAAUGACAACAUUUUACCCUGGCCAUGCUAACGGUUUGAGUAACGAGUUCAGAUGUUAUGCUAACUUUGAGUGGUCUAAGUGGACCUUCUCUACGGAACCAUAA
Molecule: messenger RNA, 747 nt
Organism: Kluyveromyces marxianus DMKU3-1042
Lineage: Eukaryota; Fungi; Ascomycota; Saccharomycetes; Saccharomycetales; Saccharomycetaceae
Gene: EFM5
Product: protein-lysine N-methyltransferase
Exons: 1
Coding region: 1-747 (248 amino acids)
Molecular function (GO): protein-lysine N-methyltransferase activity
Source: RefSeq, a predicted model, not a curated record